CUCGCCGCUCCCGCCCAGCCGGGCUGGGCGGGGAAGGCGCCUCCUUCCUGUUUCCGCUCGGGAUCCCGGAGCCCUGCAGGGCCGCGGGAGCUCGGCUCGCCCUUCCGCCGCUCGGCAGGCCCGGAGGGUGCCCGGGGCCGCAGGGUUUUCUCAGUAGGAAAACAGAGAAGAUGUUCGAUAUUAAGGCUUGGGCCGAGUACAUCGUGGAGUGGGCUGCCAAGGACCCCUACGGCUUUCUCACAACCGUGAUCUUGGCUCUGACACCGCUGUUUGUCAUUAGUGCAGCGCUGUCAUGGAAACUUGCAAAAAUGAUUGAGGCCCGGGAACGAGAGCUGAAGAAGAAACAGAAACGCCAGGAGAACAUUGCAAAGGCCAAACGAACGAAGAAGGAUUAAAUGAGCAAAAAUGGCCUUCCUUGUGCAAAGAAUUCACUUUUAAAACGAAAUACUUGUACAUUUUGUGUUGCAACUGUCCUUUGAUAGUUGAUCCUGUUAUUUCUUGAAGUAGGAAGGUUAAUACUUCAGUGUAAUUUUUUCCUGCUGAUUUGUGUUAAAAUUUACCCAAGUGACACUUGUUAAUUAAAUUUACUAUUUGUAUUCUAGUGCAGGUUGCUUUUCUAAAUUUGCAUGUUAAAUUAAAAAAUUAACCUCUUGGAUGGC
Serinus canaria (Common canary) is the source of this 659-nucleotide messenger RNA. It is a transcript of the gene SMIM15, whose product is annotated as small integral membrane protein 15. Lineage: Eukaryota; Metazoa; Chordata; Aves; Passeriformes; Fringillidae. The record is from RefSeq and is a predicted model, not a curated record. Bases 171 to 395 code for a protein of 74 amino acids. The transcript has 3 exons.